Molecule: messenger RNA, 593 nt
Organism: Vicia villosa (hairy vetch)
Lineage: Eukaryota; Viridiplantae; Streptophyta; Magnoliopsida; Fabales; Fabaceae
Product: 17.3 kDa class II heat shock protein-like
Exons: 1
Coding region: 33-593 (186 amino acids)
Biological process (GO): response to hydrogen peroxide; response to salt stress; response to heat
Source: RefSeq, a predicted model, not a curated record
CCAAAACCCUAACAUCUUUGUUAUUGGUAGCAAUGAAGAGGAGACACUACCCAUCAUCGGAUUCCACAUCUUCAUCCGACGAUUACUCUUCAUCGGAGGAGGAUGAAAUUUCUACUCAGCGUUUGGCGAAGAUCAACCAGAACAAUAAGAAACCUAAACCUCAAGAAAAGGAAAACCCUAACGGUAAAACCCCCGUUAUUGAGCAACAACCACCAACAAUGAUUCGUUGUGACAAUGUGGAUAUUGGUGCAGCAACUCCCGCAGACGUGAAGGUUUAUCCAGAUUCAUACGUGUAUGAGAUCGAUAUGCCGGGACUGAAAUUCGGUAGCGAGAUAAAGGUUGACGUUGAAGACGAUGAUUACCUUGUGAUCAGCGGAGAGAAGAAGAGGGAAGAAGGUGUUGAAUAUUUGAGGAUGGAGCGAAGAGUUGGCAAGUUCAUGCGCAAAUUUGUCUUUCCUAAGAAUGCUAAUACUGAUGCUGUCUCUGCUAUCUGUCAAGAUGGAGUUCUUAGGGUUACUGUCCAGAAAUUGCCUCGUCCUCCUCAGCCUAAGAACCCUAGAAGAACUAUUCCGAUUAAUGUUUUUCUUUUUUAG